AUGGGAGUGCUAGUUUCCAAACCGCCCAAACAGGAAAAGAAGAAGAAGGUUUGCGCUCAGACCUAUCUAGGAACUAAAUUUUCUUCAAAGAAAAAAUCAGCAUCGCUUAAAAAAGGAGAGGCUGUUCAACCAGCCAUUGCUGUAAAUCAAUCCGUUCCUGUUACUAAAGAUGAUAAACCGAUCGCUCAGGAAUGUACCUCCAUUGUUGAUGAGGCUAUUUCGAAGGCCGCUGAGGCAGUUGAAGCUGAAGUGAAUGAAGCAGCCCAGCAGCUUACCAAUGAAGUCAUUGAAGGAGCGAUAGAACUAGCGCAAAACGAGGAAGUACCCAUAGCUCAUGAGGAGGCACCUCCAACUCAGGAUGAACAUCCUGCUCCUCAGGGAGAGGAGGCUCCUCCAAUUCAGGAUGAACAUCCUGCUUCUCAGGAAGGUGAGGCUCCUCCAACUCAGGAUGAACAUCCUGCUUCUCAGGAAGGUGAGGCUCCUCCAACUCAGGAUGGACACCCUGAGCAAGAGAGUUCUGAGCCCGUGAAUGGUGAAGCCCCUUCAAAUGAAACACACGAGGAAAUUCCGGAAGUUCCUGAGGAAAAUAAGGAAGAACAUAAAGAGGAUAACCCUGCCAAUGGUGAGCAAAAUACUGAAACUCAUGGAAAUAAUGAAGGUGAUAAAGUUGAAGAGGGGGAACAACAAGAAGGUGAUCACAAAGUGCCUACAGAGGAAUCAGCAGAACAUCCCGAAGAAAUUAACGUUGCCCAAUAA
Molecule: messenger RNA, 756 nt
Organism: Rodentolepis nana
Lineage: Eukaryota; Metazoa; Platyhelminthes; Cestoda; Cyclophyllidea; Hymenolepididae
Source: the annotation of a GenBank genome assembly